This is a messenger RNA of Staurois parvus, 377 nucleotides long. Lineage: Eukaryota; Metazoa; Chordata; Amphibia; Anura; Ranidae. The record is from the annotation of a GenBank genome assembly.
CUAUAUGUGUGACUGGUCACUGACAGUAUUAUUUAUUUCCUUUGACAGAUAACAAAUAUGCCCCAGCGGUCACUCUGAAUGGCUUCAUCUUCAUUCUGGGAGGAGCUUAUGCCAGAGCGACAACCAUCUAUGACCCAGAAAAAGGCAACAUAAAAGCCGGACCUAACAUGAAUCACUCCAGACAGUUCUGCAGUGCCGUGGUUCUGGAUGGAAAGAUCUAUGCUACCGGAGGGAUAGUGAGCAGCGAGGGUCCUGCGCUUGGAAACAUGGAGUACUACGACCCCAAAUCCAACAUUUGGACUUUAUUACCCAACAUGCCUUGCCCUCUCUUCCGCCACGGAUGUGUAGUCAUCAAGAAAUACAUACAAAGUGGUUGA